Python bivittatus (Burmese python) is the source of this 8521-nucleotide messenger RNA. Lineage: Eukaryota; Metazoa; Chordata; Lepidosauria; Squamata; Pythonidae. The record is from RefSeq and is a predicted model, not a curated record.
CCAUUAUGUUAUCAUCUGGGUACUUCUUGAUCACUGGAGGCUUGAGAACAUAGCUGAAGCUGCUACUUCAUACCCUGAGGCUGAAGGAGCAGACAAGAGGCUUGAACCUUGAGGUGGGUCGUUAACUCUAAGAUGUCCUUGAGCAGUGGAGCUGCUGGAGGGAAAGGAGUGGAUGCAAACCCAGUUGAGACAUAUGACAGUGGGGAUGAAUGGGACAUUGGAGUAGGGAAUCUCAUCAUUGACCUGGAUGCGGAUUUGGAAAAGGACCAACAGAAAUUGGAAAUGUCAGGCUCCAAGGAAGUGGGUCUGCCAGCACCGAAUGCUGUGGCGACAUUGCCAGAGAACAUCAAGUUUGUGACCCCAGUGCCAGGUCCACAGAACAAGGAAGGCAAAUCCAAAUCCAAACGGAGUAAGAGUAGCAAGGACAAUGGCAAGGCUGCCCCAGGAUCCUCCCUAUUCACGCCAAGUGAAGGGACUAGUGGCAAGAAGGAGGUUCAAGGGCGCUCUGGGGAUGGUGUGAACUCUGGUGGCUUGGUGGCUACCAUUGCCCCAAAAGGCUCUGAGAAAUCAGCCAAGACUUCUCGCAGUGUGGCAAACUCAAAGAAAGAGAAGGAAGGUGGUUCUUCCAAGAGUAAGAAAGAAAGGAGUGAGGGUGUGGGUGCUCCAGCAGAAAAGGAGCCCACUGUACUCCAACCUCUUGCCUUGGCAGUCAGGGUUGGGCAAUACGAUGGUGGCCAAGGAUCUGAUCCUACUGCUGCUGCUGAGCAGCUUGGAAGUAUAGCUAUUGACACAGGAUCUGCACUCAAUCCUUUGGGAGUUAAGUCAGAGCUGGAAGAUGGUGACAGUGAGUGCCGACAGCUCAAAAAAGUCAAAUCGGAGAAGAUGGAGUCUCCCGUGUCCACCCCUGCAGUGCUACCCCUGCAUCUUCUUGUCCCUGUUGUUAACAGUGAUAUCUCAUCACCAUGUGAACAGAUAAUGGUACGCACUCGCUCUGUAGGGGUGAACACCUGUGAUGUGGCACUAGCUACUGAACCAGAGUGCUUGGGCCCCUGUGAACCUGGCACCAGUGUCAAUCUGGAAGGCAUCGUAUGGCAGGAGACAGAAGACGGCAUGCUGGUGGUGAAUGUUACCUGGAGGAACAAGACUUACGUGGGGACACUAUUGGAUUGUACACAACAUGAUUGGGCACCACCCAGAUUCUGUGACUCUCCUACCAGUGACUUGGAGAUGCGGAAUGGUCGAGGGAGAGGCAAGCGUGUGCGUCCCAACAGCAACCCUCCAAUGACCGAAAGCACAACCGCCUCGGAUACCAAAGGGACCAGCAAUAGUAGCAAGACUCGGGCAGGGACCAACAGCAAGGGACGCCGAGGCAGCCAGAACUCCUCAGAGCACCGCCUCCCACCCAGUGGCACUUCUGAGGAGGUCAAGGCCAGUCCCUCAUCAGUGACCAAGCGAAAAAGCAAGCCCCUCUCUGAUAUGGAAGUGAAUUCCAGUUCUGAGGACUCAAAGGGAAGCAAACGUGUUCGCACAAACUCAAUGGGCUCAACGGCUACACCUUUAGUUGUGGCGGCGGCAGCAGCUGCAGCAGUAGCCACGACAGCCAUCAAAGUAGAACCUGCCAUUUUGGAUAGGAACUGCCCCUCUCCUAUACUCAUUGACUGCCCCCAUCCAAACUGCAGCAAAAAAUACAAGCACAUUAAUGGGCUCAAGUAUCAUCAGGCCCAUGCACACACUGAUGAUGACAGCAAGCCUGAGGCCGAUGGGGAUAGUGAGUAUGGAGAGGAAUCAUCUCUUCCAGCUGAUUUGAGCAGCUGCAAUGGUGCUUCUGUUAGCCAGAAGGGCUCUCUUUCACCAGCCCGUUCAACUACUCCUAAAGUGCGACUGAUAGAACCACACAGUCCCUCAUCGUCAAACAAGUUCAAUCUCAAAGCUGCUUGCAAGAAGAAAUUAGGUGCUGAAGGAGAUCCUGAUUCUGGUGCUCUUUCCAAUGAUGGUUCUGAGGAUGGUCCUUUGGUACCUGAUGAGACAAGCAAUGAUGGCUUUGACUCAGUGGAGAAGAGGACCAGUGACAAAGAAAAGACUAAAAAGCUAGUUAGCAUCAAGCCCGAGAAGAUAACUUCAAAGAGCAUCAAGUCUGCCCGACCUAUAGCACCAGCCAUUCCACCUCAGAUCUAUACUUUCCAGGCAGCCACAUUCACUGCUACUAGCCCUGGCUCCUCCACAGGUCUCACGACUACAGUCGUUCAGGCCAUGCCUAACAGCCCCCAGUUAAAGCCUAUUCAGCCUAAGCCAACCGUAAUGGGUGAGCCUUUCACAGUCAGCCCAACGCUUACCCCCGUCAAGGACAAGAAAAAGAAGGACAAGAAGAAAAAAGAAUCCAAGGAAGUGGAGAGUCCCUUGACUCCUGGGAAAGGGUGUCGGGCUGAGGAAGGCAAGAGCCCCUUCCGGGGUGAGCCCAGUGAUCUUGGGGCUAAGGGAGAGGGCCUUCUGAACGGUUCCUCUGACACCCACCAGAGUCGCCUUGCCAGCAUCAAGGCCGAGGCAGAUAAAAUCUACAGUUUCACUGACAAUGCCCCAAGCCCAUCCAUUGGGGGGGGCAGCCGGCUAGAUAGUACAGCACCCACACAGCCCAUGACUCCACUUCAUGUGGUCACCCAAAAUGGGGCUGAAGCUAGCUCUGUGAAAACGAAUAGCCCAGCCUACUCUGACAUCUCAGAUGCAGGGGAGGAUGGUGAAGGGAAGCUGGAGAGCAUGAAGGUAAAGGACCCUGAUCAGAUUGCCAAGGAAGGGGCCAAAAAAGCCCUCUUUCCCUCUCAGCCUCAAAACAAGGAAUCUCCUUAUUACCAAGGUUUUGAGGCUUACUAUUCACCAGGCUAUGCACAAUCAAGUCCCAGCCCCAUUAAUCCCAGCAACCCAACUUCCAUAGAUAGUCAGGCCCUGAAGUUGAAGAAAGAUGAAGAGCCACCAAGCCCAGAGGUAAAGGUGAAGAAUGAGGCUUGUGAGGAGAAGAAGGCAGAGCUGGGCCCCUCGAGCCAGCAGCCAUCUGUCAUACAGCAGAGGUCCAAUAUGUACAUGCAGUCGCUCUACUACAACCAAUAUGCCUAUGUGCCUCCCUAUGGCUACAGCGAGCAAGGCUACCAUGCCCACUUGCUCAGCACUAACCCAACCUAUCGGCAGCAGUAUGAAGAUCAGCAAAAGCAGCGCCAGAGCCUGGAGCAGCAGCAGCAGCGUGGGCUGGACAAAAAAGUAGACCUGGGGCUGAAGGAGAGAGAGGUGGGACUCAAGGAGGAGUGGAAGCAGAAGACUUCUCUCCCACCCACUCUGACCAAAGCACCCAGCUUAACUGACUUGGUCAAACCUGGACUAAAUAAGACCAAGGAUCAAGGCACCGAUGUGACCAAGUCAGUCAUUAUCCCAAAAUUGGAGGACUCCUCAAAACUCCAAGGCCAAACUAUAGAAGGCCUCAAGGGAAAAUUAAGUGAAAGCCAUCUUGGAAAAGAGACUGCAGAAUCAAAGGCAGGUUUGGACUGUGGCCGGCAAGCUGAGGUGGAUCCGGUACUUUGGUACAGACAGGAAGCCGAGCCCCGCAUGUGGACGUAUGUUUACCCUGCUAAAUAUCCUGACAUCAAAACAGAGGAUGAGCGGUGGAAGGAAGAGAGGGAGCGAAAGUUAAAGGAGGAGAGGAGUCGUGGUAAAGAAUCCAUUGUGAAGGAAGAUGGGAAAGAGAGCACCAACUCUGAUUGCAAAAUGCCCUCCAGCGAGGACUCACGCUUAGUGGGAAAAGAAGCCAGAUCUGGCACGCAUGUACCCGUGUCCUCCCCCCUCAGCCAGCAUCAGUCCUACAUCCCAUACAUGCAUGGCUACUCCUACAGUCAGUCGUAUGACCCCAACCAUCCCAGUUAUCGUGCCAUGCCAACAGUCAUGAUGCAGAACUACCCAGGCUCUUACCUUCCCUCCAGCUACUCGUUCUCCCCAUACGGCAGCAAAUCCUCUGGAAGCGAGGAGAGUGAAAAAUCUCGAGCUAGUCCUAUUAUCGGCUGCAAAUCCAGCUCCGAAUCCAAGGCCCUAGACAUCUUGCAGCAGCACGCCAGCCACUACAAGAGCAAAUCCCCAACGAUAAGUGAGAAGGCCUCUCAGGAGCGCGGUGGCUGUGGGGUAGGAGGAAGCAACACAGGCUGCAGUGGUGUAGGGGGAGCCAGUGGUGCUGAGAGAAGUGUUGACCGGCCCCGCUCCUCUCCUUCACAGCGUUUGAUGUCUACGCAUCACCAUCAUCACCACUUGGGCUACUCGUUGCUCCCAGCCCAGUAUAACCUGCCCUAUGCAACAGGUCUUUCAUCUACAGCCAUUGUUGCCAGUCAGCAAGGUUCUGCUCCUUCCCUGUAUCCCCCGCCCCGAAGGUGAAAAUGGACAUGACUGAUAAGGUAACCUGGGCUGUACCAAGACAUGUGACUGGCUCACAUGAGGAACCGCUGGAAACUGCAUUAGACAUCAGUUGAAUGGUGUUGAUUGUUCUGCUUGAUGGUCCUGCCACAGUGUGAUGCAGACUCUGCCCCUCCCCCAUUGAACACAUGCUGAGCCCCGUAUGAGUGAGUUAUGGAGCUGGGACUUGCCGAAAUAUUUAUUCAUCUGACUUGGGGUGACUGGCUGUUUUCCAGAACUCUUCUGGGAAAGAGGACGGUGAUGGUGGGCCAAGCAGUGACAUCACAGGACCUUUGGAAAAAUGAUGGGGAGGAGGAGCACGCUAGUUCUGAGUUCCACUCACAGCUCCCUUGUUCCUGGGCUGCAGCCAAGGAAGCUACUCCAGAGUUGGGUGAAGAGAACAUCCAGAUUGUGGGUUUGGGGUUCUUUUUUAAUUUUUCACUGGUGAGAAGUAGUCACCUGGCACAAGCAGGUAGGUGGACUCUCGCAAAGAGCACCGGAAAGAGGCGGCUCUCCUGCCUUACACGCCGGCCUGGGAAACUGUGGGGGAAGCACGGAGGCCACACGGCCUGCUGUGAGCCCGAGUCAGCUGUAAGUUUCUCUGUCGGGAACAGUUACUGACCUUCUCUGUAGCACUUUGCCUCGGGCCUGCUGCUCCCCUAAAAGGCCCUCCCACCAGCUGUUUUUCUAACCCCUCUCCCUGCUGGCAGGACUUGUGUGUUGCAGCAGCAGAAGCUGCUUUGCUCCACAGCACAAACAGCCUCUCAGUGCUGCCUACAAUAUGGCCUUUGGGCAGGCUGGCCCUGCUUCCGUCCGGUCUCCGCUGCGGCUCAGCAGUCAGGUUGCUCCUCUCUGCUUGAAGGGUGUCACCCGUCUUCCCCAGCCCUUUACCUAAAGGAAGAAAGCCUUGCUUCCUUAGUGAGGUUGUGUUGGCAGGGCUGCUUGAUUUUCAGGCAUUUCCCAUGCCUGCAAAAUCAUCCCUUCCCUGCAUGGAACGCAGCGAGGUCUGCCCAGGCCCUGCGGUUUUGAAUAUAGGCAAGUUUGACCUUGCUGAGGCAAGGAGGGUAUGUCUAGCAACAGGCUGUCUGCCUGUCAAACCCUGCUGCAGUUACGGCUUCUACGAGGGUAAGCGGUCGAGAAGCAAUUCCCUCCUGCUAAACGCCCCACAGGCUGGUGACAUUGCUAGUUUCUGUGCAGAGCAGAGGCUGUUUCUGCGUAUUGCAGGAUCGCUGCCCGGCUUUCUCAUUCCCCAUCCCUUGCCAUUGUUUUCGACAGACACUUCUGACUGGAACUCUGCCCGUGUUUCCUGCAGACCUGUCGGUUGGAAUGGUAAGGGGCAAGGUCUUGCCCUGCCUAGCUGACUCAUAAGGAAUGAGUGCUGUAUGUCUGUCCCAGCAGUGCAAGUUCCCAGCUCUGUCUUUCUGUUCCUGUCUGUAUGUUGCGCGAGGCCACUCUCUGCCUCUUGGACUUUGUAUAUACUGUAAAAAGGAAUUGUUUGAAAUUUGUCGGGUUUUUUUUCUUUCCCAGUUUGAGAUCUCGCAGCUUCAUAAAAGUAGCUGGGGGCGGGGGUGCGGGCAGCAGGCAGAAGAGACUGCUUAUUCCUGGCACAGUCUCAUUCGACAGCAGCUCCCACUGUCUUAAAGCACACCGUGAUCUUUGGCUCAGGAAGCAAUUGCAGCAUCCUCUCCGCCUUUCUGGCACUUGCCAUUCAAGAUCUUCUCCAGGGAGGGCUUCCAAGAGUUGCCUUUAGUGUCCUGUGACCUCUCUCACCCAAACUUGGGUUUGGGGAUCAGAGGUCAUCACAGGAUGACCUUGAAGGCAAGAACAUUUCUUUGAGGUUGCAGCCUUUUCUUACCAGCAUAUCGUCCUGUAAGAACGUUCACUAUUAGGUUUACUGUUCAAAAUCUGACAUGAAGUAUCAGUUCUCUUGGCUUUGUUAAUGCAUUGCUCAAGUAGGCGCAAAAUAUGACUGCCAAAAUGUGAGCUGUGCAGCUCCUGUAUCUGUGACAAGGAAAGAGGUGCAGCAUCAGUGAGUAAACCUCAGUGCUAUCUACUUUGAGUUAAAGGGGAGCCUUUACAGAAGCACCACUUUGUAGCAAGCUCUUGUAAAUGGGAUAAGGAAUAGCUUGACUUCUCUUCCAUGCCCAACUUUCUUUAUGCUCCUGACCUUACUAGGUAAGGUAUUUGUAUAAGAAAUGCCCUACCUCAGCAGCAGGAUCCUUGCCCUGUUGGGUGCAUGCAAAGCCUCGGCCUUUUGUUUGUAUUGGUGUUAGUGUAUUGCUGUUGUUUUUUUAAAAAAUACAGAUAGUCAUAUUUGUGUAAAAAAUUAUUUAAAUAACAUUAGUCCACCCCCCAAACUUGUGAUAAGGGCUAGAAAUGUGCUUUCAGGUUCAAAGCUGCUUCUGCAGUUGUGCAGGAUACAGAGAGGUCAAGCAUUCUGGCCUGAGUAGCUAGAUCAGUCUAGUAAGCAGACAGUUCUUCAUAGUCUACUGUUCACUAGGUUGUAUUUUUCCGCUUUGCAAAACUUCCUGAGUGAAGAGUUGAAACCAAAGAUAUAGUCAAGAGGAAACCAUAAGCCAAUGUAAAGAGCAGGGGUGGAAAUGGUGGAAAAAUGUUUCACACUACCACCUCAAAUGUUUACAUCUCACAAAGCAAAUAAUUUAAUGUUUGGCCCUUUCCAGUGAUGUUCUACAGAUAAAUAGGACUGCACGAUAGGAAUGAUGGGUCUUGAUUUCAGCUCUUUGGGUAAUAAGGCAGUCUGAGGAUGUGCCUGACAACUGAAUAAUAGGUGACAUUUCUUCCGUCUUUAAUGUAAAGACUUCAGUUGUUGCAUGGCUUUUAACAUAGGUCAUAAGCAAAGAGCAAAAAAGUAAAGAAACCUGUGCUAGGUUAAUAGGGCAUGUCUGUCUCCCGAACCCUCCCAAAAAAGGCUUUUGGACCAAGGCACUAUAGGAUAUUUUAUUGACCCAUCUAAUACCAACUUCAAGGAAGCCAUAACAAGCUAAGAAUAUUCAUGAGUAUCAACCCUAUUCUGCAAAUUGGGUAUCAUUAUGGCUAAAAUUUAAAUUUAGCAAAAGUCUGUCUAAAUGAGGUUUCUUGUUUCUCCACAGGAUGAGAUAAAUAACAAAUGAGGGGAAGAGAAUUUGGUAGUACUAGUGAAUAUUUUUAUUCUCUGCCAAAUAUGAACCUUCCUAGAUAGGGUAAGCUUACUUGUAAUUAAGUAUACUUGGGGCAAACAGCUUCACUGAGGAGAGGAAGUUAAAUUUCCCCCUUUUCCUCAAAAAUUGCAUUUUGAAUAGUCCUUGGUCAAAGACUCUGAAUUUCAUUGGACUGAUAUUUCCUGGGUUCAGUAGAAAUGUCCUCAUGUGUGGUUUUGUCCCUAUAGAUCUAACUCAAAGAUGAGUUGGACAACAGAAUCUACUUGCUGAAAGCACUUCUUAUAAUGCAUUGGAGCAAAAGAAAAUGGAAACAUUAUCAAGCUUAAAUUAAAAAGGCCACAAUUCUUUUAUAUUGGGUAGAACUCUGAAAAUUGAUAAGCACAUACAUUUUAAAAUUAAGAGGCCAAUGUAAUUCAGGAUCUAGCUGGCCUAUGCUUGUUUCCACAAACAGUAGUCAUAUUGUUGGUUUUAUGUAUCAUUCAAAGCAACCAAAGACAAAGCACACCCAAUAAAGCAAGCAGAACUCAUUUCAAAUGGUUAGGCUCCAUUUUAGAUGUCCUAACUUGCAGGGGUAACACAUUUGAAAAUUGUCUAAAUACAGUUUAAGAAAUUUAAGUAGCCAUAUCCGCCUAGAUUAUAAAAAGUAUGGUGAAUGUAGAACCCAGUUUUACCUAGUGGUAGUCUGUCCAAGUGGCAUACAGCUCUUUGGUAAAGGAGAUGCUGAUUCUCUCAUGUCACAAGUUUUCCAUUAACUAGACAGUGCAGAUGAAAUUGCUUAUCAAACAGCCAGGUAACCCUAAAUCAUAAACCUAUGUAAGAAGUUGGAUCUUCCCUUCCAAUAUUAAUAGUGCCAGUUGUCAGCCCAAUAAAUUUUCAGCGUAUGGCUAAUAUUCAAGCCUACAGUUGUGAGAUCUAACAUUUUACAAGUGAAAAUUGUGAGAGGA